Phytophthora sojae is the source of this 1299-nucleotide messenger RNA. RefSeq lists its product as hypothetical. The transcript has a single exon. The record is from RefSeq and is a predicted model, not a curated record. NCBI's taxonomy places the organism in Eukaryota, Oomycota, Peronosporomycetes, Peronosporales, Peronosporaceae. Bases 1 to 1299 code for a protein of 432 amino acids.
AUGAGCCUGCACCCGACCAACGUGAUCCUGAUGCCCCCGCUGCCUGAAAUGGGAGCCUUCUCCGCGUCGCCAAGCAGCCCGGACUCCGCCAGCCGCUCCAGCUCCAGCUCCAGCAACACCAAGAAGCGCCGACGCCUGUCCCCCACCAAAGACAGCAACAGCACCAAUAACAACGAGGAGCUCAUCUGCGUGCUCACGGGCGCCACGCCGGCGCCCCCGCGGCCGCGCGCGGCCAACGGAGCCCCGCUCACAGCCACGCACGAGAUCCGCCUGCUGCGCGCGCAGGUCGCCGAGAUGGAGGACGAGCUGCGCGCGCUCAACAACAAGUGGGCCGCGCAGCUGCCCGACCAGCGCACGCUGGCCAUCGCGCAGCGCUCGGCGCGCGAGAAGCACGGCGCGAUCCAGACCGAGGCGGCGCACAACGAGCUGCAGCAGAUGCUGCUGCAGCAGCAGUUGCUCUUCGCCACGCUGCAGGCCGCCGUGUUGCGGGCGCCGCUGCACUCCAGCGGCCAGGCGAUGUUCGAGGCGCUGCACUUUGACACGCACCUGGGGCGCGACGCUGAAGAGAGGGAGACGCUGCUGCUGGCCCACAACGAGCGCUCGCUCGCGACGCUGCCGUCGAUCGUCAACAGGUUCGCGCAGAUGGCCAUCGACCGCGUCGUGGCCCACCAGGGCAAGAGCAAGAAGCCGGUGUUGCCGGUGUUGCCCCUGUCGCACUUGGACAUCACCGGCUGCAAGAACCGCACGCUCAUCUCGAGCGUCUUCAUCUCGGAGAUCCCGCACACGUCGCUCGAGCAGGUGUACGCGGCCGUGCUGGCCUACUUCGACGGCAUCCCGACGUCCAUGAAGCGCCACUUCAAUGUCAACGCCAAGCGGACCAGACUCAACAGCGCCGACUCGCCCGUGGUGUACCGUCGCUCGACGUUUAACGGCGCGGGGCUCCCGGCCAUCGUCAACAACGUCGUGUGCUCGGACCUCACGCCAUCCCAUGGCAUGGUCCACAUCGACGCAAUCACGGAGGACCCACUGCACCCGGUCAACCGGACGGGGCCGUCGCAGUACGGCAUCUGCGGGCUGACCAUCACCCCGCGCAAGGACCCCGUGACCGGCAGGACGGUGGCGGUCACGCUGCGGUGGGCCGUUGUCUACAACUACAACAUGCUGCCGGACGACCCGGCGCUCAAGGACGACCUGGAGAUCAUCCGCCCCAUUCUGAACGGCGACCUGAUCACCGCGACCGUGUGCGGCUACAUCCAGCAGCAACAGCAGCAGCAGAGCCAAAGCCCGCGCACCGAGUAA